AUGAUGAGUCGUUUUCUUCUGUCGUCGAAAGGUUGCGUUGGUUUCGUCGACCCCAAACCCGUCGUCUUUUGUCGACGAAAUCAUCAUCGACGGGAAAAGAACCAACGACGACGCGUUGACGUCGUCGUCGUCGUCGCCUCGUCGUCGAAGAAGAACAAGAAGAACAAGAAGAGCGACGGAGGAGGAGGAGGAGGAGGAGGAGGAGGAGGAGGAGAACAAAAUCAACCGCAACGAAUUACCGGCAAAAAGAACGGCAUGAGCGUCCACGCGCAGAUUCGAUUGGUGGACCGGUGGAAGAAUUCUGCGAAGAACAACAACGCGGAAAAGAGCGAGUUGACGUCGUUAACUGGACCGAACGCGGCGAGUAAGAAAUCGACGACGAUUCAGACGACGACGCAACAAAAAGCAAACGCGAAGAACAACCAACACGUAAACGACGCGUACCAGGCAGAACUGAAACGACGACGCGUUUUAGCCGCGGAGAAACGCGAGAAGGAAAGAGAAGCGUAUUUGCGGAAGGCGGCGCUGGACGCCAACGACGCGAGCCUGGGAGCGUUUUUCGAUUCCUCGUCGAAGAAGACGAAGUGUUUCGUGGACGGGUACAACGUGUGCGGAGUACCGGACGAGGACGACGCGAUGAUGCGCGUCAGUGGGAAAAGCGGCAGUGGUGGCGGUAUACCGCAUUUGCGGAGGAGGUUUUUAGUGGAGGGAGAUUUGGAUGGAGCGAGGAAGAUUUUAGAGGAGAAGGUGAAGGCGUUCGCGAUUUCGAGGAACAUGGAGUGCGUCAUCGUUUGGGAUAACAAUAAUUAUCACACGAAUAAUAGUGGUAGCAGCAAUAGCAAUAGCAGUAGUAAUAGUAGCACUGGGAUGAGUGAGAAAGAGCGGGCGGAGGAUAUAGGCGAUGGCGUGACGGUUGUGUUUACCGGCAACGGGCAACUCGCGGACGGGUACAUCGAACGAGAAACGAAACUUCUCGCCGAGGAAAAAGACGGCAAGAACGUAUACGUCGUGACGAGCGAUAACGCCGUACGCAUGGCGGUAUCUUCAGCAUACGCGCGCGUGAUCGAUUCGGGUAAUUUUUGUCGCGAAAUUCGCGACACCGAGCGCGACGAGGAUGCGAUUUUGAGAGAGCUCGCUUUAGACGCGCGGUGGGGAGGCGGCGCGAAGCAGAAUAAAGCCUCCAUCGGCGCGAGCGUUCUCGGCGACGCGUCCGCGCGCGAGAAAAUGAUGAAACUUCGCGAGAUGGCGAGAAACUCGUCGAAAGCUGAAAUGAACGAAAAGUUGGUCGGUAAGAGUGGAAGCUUUGGUCGAUUUAAGCGGCAAAACAAUACCGCUACCAAAGCGACGAAAAACAAAGACGCGACGACGACGACGACGAACAAGAAAGAAGCUUCGGACGGAGAAGGCACGAACGUCACGAAACGUUUACUCAUGCGCAGAGCGCGAAUGGAUGAGAACGCGAACGACGACGACAGGAGCAGCAGUAGCAGUAGCAGUAGCGGACGAUGGGGAUCUUUUUAA
Molecule: messenger RNA, 1521 nt
Organism: Bathycoccus prasinos
Lineage: Eukaryota; Viridiplantae; Chlorophyta; Mamiellophyceae; Mamiellales; Bathycoccaceae
Exons: 1
Coding region: 1-1521 (506 amino acids)
Source: RefSeq, a predicted model, not a curated record